GAACAACUUGCACAGAAAUUAAGCAAGAGUACUGGUGCCUAAAUAAAAGUUCGUCCAUUAAAACAUCUUAUCAUGCUUAAUUGAUAUUAAUUGUUGAUUGAUGAAGUUGUGGCUUGUGGAUUGAGUUCCCACAAGAACACACUACUACUCAAUCUCUUUGCUUCAAUCCAAAACAGAGUUUCGUUUCUUGCAGAGAGUACAAUAAAGAGAGAAAACGAGAUCUUUUAUCUUGGCUUCAAGAAUCUACUAACCUCUUCGUGUAAGUGAUCUCUUCCUCCAUUUCCCUUUUGUGAAAUAUUCCCCUUCUUUUCUUGAUGCAUAUGCUUUCCAAAGUCUUUUAAGGCCAUACUUUGAUAAAGAAGGAGAAUAGCUUAAUUGAUCAUUUAAUCCUCACUUGUUGUGGAGAUUGUGAGGAAUUAUGGGUGAACACUUUGUAUUGUUGGUGGAUCGAUUGCUCACCGAAUCCACAUUAGAGGCAAUCGAGAGCAGAAACAGGUCGAUGCAAUUAGCCACAUCCUCAGCAGUCGAAAAUCCGAAACUUGAUUACUCAAAUUGCCAGAAGAUAGAUUUUGCGGACAUUUUAUUAACUCCAAGGAAAAUAGUAGAAUGCAGAAUAUGUCAGGAUGAGGAUGAAGAUUCGAACAUGGAGACGCCUUGUUCUUGUUGUGGCAGCUUAAAGUACGCUCACCGCAGAUGUGUACAGAGAUGGUGUAAUGAGAAAGGUGACACGCUGUGUGAGAUAUGCCACCAACAAUUCAAGCCUGGUUAUACAGCUCCUCCUCCACUGUUUCAAAUUGGGCGUAUUCCUAUGAACUUCAGGGGGAACUGGGAAGUUUCAAGAAGGGGCAGUCCACGUAUUAUAAUGGUUUCAACUGAUCGUGAGUUCCUGAAUCCUGAUCAUGAGUAUGAUGAGUAUUCUGCUUCUACUGCAAGAAGUGUAUUAUGGUGUCGAUCAGUCGCGUUCAUUUUCAUGGUUUUGCUGAUUUUAAGGCACACUCUUCCUCUCAUAAUUAGUGGAAACAAAGACUACUCCUUCCCACUUAUUAUGUUAUUAGUUUUAAGAACUGUUGGGAUCGUUGUGCCAAUUUAUGUAAUGGUGAGGCUAGUGACUGCUAUUCAGCGACGCCGAAGCCAACCAGAUUUUUCCAGUUCGUCGAUGACUUCCUCCGACGAUGAAGAAACAGAAUCUUCUUCAGUCCUGCAGCCUCAUAUCAUUCGAAUAGCAACAGAAAAUUAAAGCAACUCAGCAAGAAUCUGGUCUUGGCUUUACGACGAGGAGAAGAAGAAAAAAGAAAGUUGGCCAGCAAUGCUUAGCUGCUGUUAGAUGGUGGAAUCGUGAUUAGUAUCUCCUUUAUCAUCAUAGAAAGAUAGAACACUAGUGAAAAAGUAGAGCUACUGUCAGAACUGUGGACUCCAUUGUGACCCCCAUCAUCUCUAUACUUUGUAAAGAAACCUACCUUGUAUAUAAUAUACAGAAAAUUAUACUGAUUACAAAUGAAGCAACAAAGCUGA
This is a messenger RNA of Rosa chinensis, 1512 nucleotides long. RefSeq lists its product as uncharacterized. The transcript is spliced from 8 exons. Bases 419 to 1237 code for a protein of 272 amino acids. Gene Ontology annotation, molecular function: ubiquitin-protein transferase activity; zinc ion binding. Gene Ontology annotation, cellular component: membrane. NCBI's taxonomy places the organism in Eukaryota, Viridiplantae, Streptophyta, Magnoliopsida, Rosales, Rosaceae. The record is from RefSeq and is a predicted model, not a curated record. Gene Ontology annotation, biological process: protein ubiquitination.